Pomacea canaliculata is the source of this 2640-nucleotide messenger RNA. RefSeq lists its product as uncharacterized. Gene Ontology annotation, cellular component: membrane. The record is from RefSeq and is a predicted model, not a curated record. The coding region runs from base 481 to 1020 and encodes 179 amino acids. The transcript has 3 exons. NCBI's taxonomy places the organism in Eukaryota, Metazoa, Mollusca, Gastropoda, Architaenioglossa, Ampullariidae.
UAUUAGCAGUGCCAGGGAGUGGCUGUUGGGUUGCCUUUUGGCUGACAUUGCAUCCCGCCACUGUACACCAUCGCUGGAGCUGGCAGCCAGCUCGGUCUUGUACCUGUUGAUGGGCGGCUUUUCAAUUCCGUGCACUGCUGUCACGAUUCAAACUGCAGCGGGGUGGGUGGAUCACCUGUUGAACAAGUGAAACGAGUGCUUUGACAACCUAGAAAAGGAACACCGGAGAAGUUCGGGAUCUAGAAGUCAGACGCUGUAAGAGAAGAAGACUGACCGGCUUCAAUAGGACCGACUGCAGAGACAUUCAACCCACAUCACCUGCUGAAAUCGGUAUAAAGUGUGUCUGGAUUGAACUGUAAAUCAACGCUCAUUCUGUAUACAGUCCGCCUGGACAAUCACAAAAAAGGAAAUUGUGAAUUAAUCACGGAUAUAAAAGAAUUUGAUCAGUAAGUGAGGUCGGACACAGAGUCUUGGUCAAGAAUGGCGUCCAUCGCAACUCCGCUGAUCGUGGCUUUUGUUCUGCUGGGCAUCGGGUUGCUGCUGCACAUCAUCGGAUUCGCUGUCCCUCAGUGGCACGACCAGGAGUGGAUGACGUCAGAGCGUUACCUGGUGAGGGUGACCUAUGGCCUCUGGCGCUACUGUUACAACUCCUGGCACAGACGUAGUAUGGAUCCGGAGGUGUGCACCAGCAUUGUGGACAGCCAGUAUGACAGAGGCUACACUCGGGCAACGCAGUUCUUCGAGACAGUCGGACUCAUAGCCGCCAUUGCGUCCAUCGUGCUGCUGCUGCUGGGCGUGUGUGUCGCCACCUGUCGGGAUCGCCGCAUCUUGCCCAUCCUCAGCGGCAUCUGCAGCAUUGCAGCAGCUGGCUGCAUCCUGCUGGGUACAGUCAUAUUCGGAGCCAACGACGCGGAAGAGGACCACCUGUCGUGGGCCUUUGCUCUCUGCAUCGUCGGAGGCAUCUUCUUCGGCGUGGCUGGCGUCCUUAUCAUCGUCGCUUCUGUCGUUCUCAAGCGCUAGAGAACUACAUAAUUGGCAUAGCCGGUCAAGGUGUCAUGUCUUGGCAAGUGUGAGAGCUGCAAGUCAUUUUGUUUUUCUUUUGAAACCGUCUAAAAUUUCGAAGAGUUUCUCCUUCGUUUUGAGCUGAGGUCUACAUACUUAACUGUUUGAAGGACAUGUAGCUGUCAGAGGUUUAGACGUUGAAAUGUCUGAAGUGUAGGUAUUUAAUUAUAUAACUAGUCAUUUUAACACUGAGGUGAAGUAUUUAAAACUCUAUCAUCACGCCAAUUGUAGAUAUAUGCAAAUAUUUUCUGCUGACAAACGGCUUGCUAACCCUGAAAAAAACCGUUUGUGGGAAUUCAGAUGUAGCUCAAAAAGUGGAGUAAACAAAUGAAAUACCUCGAAAUAGAUUUCUAGUCCAGGCAUUUAUCUUUUGGAAAUUUAAGUAUCUAAUUGUUUUCGAGCUUGACAUUUUAACUGUCUGUGUUCAAGGCAUUAAACUGUCUGAUGACUAGAUACUUAAUUGUUUGAGUCUAAGAAUUUAAUUGGCUAAGGGCUAUGCUUUCCUGAAGCUUCCUUUAAAUUUUAGUUUUGAAUACGAGCAAGAGAAGAAAAAAUGCUGAGACAGUAUCAUGAUGACUAGAAAAGGGGAAAUUCUGAAAAGUGUAGGUCUAAGACAAAAAGGGAAGUGGGAUUAGCGUUUACACGGAGGGAAAGUCAGGUAAUGGCUGUUGGUGUGGGCCUGGAUGUGUGCACAUCGCUUGGCUCAUCCCAACUGUUCUGUGCAUGUUGCAUACAGACUACUACAGACAACAGUGCAUGUUGCAUGACUACCACACAAGCUGCAAUGUCUGGGUUCUAGGCUUCUGCUUGUGUUCAAGAUGUGGCUCGUUAAAGAUGCUUAUUCUGCUUGGCAGGUGUGUUUGUGUGUGUCCGUGAGCGCAAGGAUGGAUGGCUUGAAUGCAUUGGACAAGAUCCGGGAAAUAAGUGUGUAGUUCUCUGUGUGUGGGUGUGUGUGUGUGUGUGCGUGUGCGUGUGAAUUUUCUUCGUAUUAUUAUUCAUUGCUGUUAGGUUGUAUCCGUCCACAUCAUUUUACCUCUCUAGACGAGUUCUCCACUACAUCGCUGCCAUUGUAUUCCUUUUCCUGUUGAAGUAUUUCCUCCCACUGGUGCAGCUAUUUGUUUAAUUCUCCUUCCUCUGUUGACAGCAGACUUUGCUUGGAACUUGGUUAUUCUUAGCUCGCAGCACAAAGUACACAUACACACACACAACAGAGCAAACAGUAGCACAUAGCAACUUCUAGACAUCAGGAACACAGCUCAUGACACUUACCUGCUGCUUACCUGUAGGGUACCCAAUCGGAGCCUGCUGAGACAGGCAGAAAGAUUGAUGCUGAUUCACUUUUUAUUUUCCUCCGGUAUGUUCCUAGCGUGUGCGGUUUUGAAACUGUGUGGGUUUUGUUUGGUUUUUCUUUUAUUUUUGGUUGAUUUUUUUUUUUUUUGUACAUCAGCUGUACUUUAAUACAGCAUCGAAACAUAUUUUUCAAGGUGGAUUUCAUAUGUAUAUUUCUGUUGAUGCUGCUAUUAUGUAUGACCUGUUGCAAAGCAGUUUGACACAUUAAAAUAUUACUGUUUUACUCCA